AUGACUAGUCUGAACAUGGCACCUCGCACUGAAUUCGAGCUCCCGCGCCCCCGCAGAAAGGCUAGAAGAUCCUGCUUGUAUUGCCAAAAGGCCCAUAAAACAUGCGGAAAUGAACGCCCCUGUGGGCAAUGCGUGAAGCGCAAGAUGCCGUCACAAUGUGUUGAUGGACAUCGAAAACCACCUAAAUACCUCAAUGGAGGUACGAAGAAAGCAUCCAAGGCUAGCUCGUGUCGCGGUGUUACUUCCCUGCAGCAAACCCAGCAUCAAAAAGAGAAUAUCUUGAAUACUACAAGCUAUGACAACGAGAUAACUAGACAACAAGCCAACGAUGAGAGACAUAUCCCAGACAACAGAAGCGACCCAUUUGAAGAAGUCUUUGAUGAAGUCAUUGACUCAACCUUUUUCGACGAACAAUCGAGUUUCAAAUUCGGAAAUCAAGCUUGUGGCGGAACUAUCUUUAAAGGAAAUGACAAUUUCAUGCCCUUCUUCUCAGAUGCGGCAUACUCGACGUCGUCAGAGAGGUCAUCCAGCGUAUCUGAAGAUAGUGAAGUGGGGACGCCAUGCCUCGCUCUGGAUGACAGCUUCGGAACCAGCUUGGCAAAGAUACAUAUGUAUGCAAAAGAGGAACCAUAUUCCGGAUUUGCUAUCAGCAGUGGCUGGUCAAGCACAUUCUUUCCCCACGGGAUCGAAGAAGAACCCCAUGGUUUCUGA
Molecule: messenger RNA, 711 nt
Organism: Penicillium roqueforti
Lineage: Eukaryota; Fungi; Ascomycota; Eurotiomycetes; Eurotiales; Aspergillaceae
Product: Zn(II)2Cys6 transcription factor domain-containing protein
Exons: 3
Coding region: 1-711 (236 amino acids)
Biological process (GO): regulation of DNA-templated transcription
Cellular component (GO): nucleus
Molecular function (GO): RNA polymerase II transcription regulatory region sequence-specific DNA binding; DNA-binding transcription factor activity, RNA polymerase II-specific; zinc ion binding
Source: RefSeq, a predicted model, not a curated record